ACCCCCGUAAUCCUCUGAUUAAACUUUAAAACGCAGCCUUUACAAAUAUUUUCAAAGUUUAAAUGUAAAUUUAAACAUACAUAUUAUCAAGUUAAAAGAGUGUUAAGUAGUCGAGGAUUAAUGUCCCGUUUUUGGUAAUAACUAUGAUCACGAUGGUCUAUCAAAAACCAACUUGAGACGUUACAAAAAACGAAUACAGAGGUGUAACCAGUCGAUGUUUGUACGCAUACAGCGUUAUUCGUUUUAGAAGAAUUCAUAUAUGAACUUUCACUCCUAUGUUCAGAAAUGAAUGUAUGAAAUAGAAAUAUAUAAUGGAUGAAAUCUACAUUGGGUAGAUUAUUGAUUCCCAUGCAAUUCUACGUAUUGCCACUAUGAAUGACUUUAAAAUGAAAAUUUUGAUUUGUAAGUAGAUCUUAAGGUUAAAAGUCACAAGAAUGGAAUUCAACGUCAAGUAUGAGGUGGGAAUACACAAGAUGCAAAAAGUCACUUUCCCGCCACUUCGAUCAGGAAUUCACGUGAGUCUAGCCGCAAAAGAACCACCGGAAAGAAGUUGGUCGAGAUAUAAAAAAGUUCUUAUAGAUAACCCUAAGGACUCGAAUCUGUUGCAAAGACAGAAACUAUGGAAUUUUCAAAAACUAAAUCGAGGAGCGUUUCGGUCACAGCUGACGUCACUCCCGGAUAUUCCGUACCGUGUACAGCCGAAUCCGGUUGAAAAGGUGAGCGUUGCGGUGCAAGCGGAUUUGUCGACGAGAUUUAGCCAAAAUCUUAAGGUUAUAUUUCCUAAUUUAGUGGAUAAAAGACGGCGUGCUUCUUUAAAUAAAAUCGAAAUAAUCGAAAGUGAUGUGUACGAGGUCAUUGACAAACCAACAGAGGAAAACAUGAAUACGCACGCGUCAAAAGAGUUCGGUGAUUAUUCGGACGAUUUUGACGAGGACAGUUCAACUGAUGAUCCGGGGUUUGAAUUCGAUUCUGUUAUUAGGAAGAAGAAUGCAGGUACAAUGACUGAAGAUGUAGGAAAUGUCAAACCAACAAUGAGGCGAGAAAAGAAAUUAAAAACAUUUCGAGAAAGAAAUAUGUAUACAUAUAAACUUCCAAUUCUAAAGCAACCAGAAAGAAAGAUAUCUCGUUUACAAAAUGAACCAAAAAACGUGAAAUUUGAACAUGAUAUAGUUUCACAGGACACAGAUGAAGAAAAUGAAAACGUAGAGCCCGAGGAGCUACCAAUACCUUCACCUGACGAACCAGAAGAAAUACUAUCAGCAGUAAGCAAGGUUGAAAUUACAGAAAUACCCGAACGCGUGCCGUCUGCUGCAUCAUCAAUAGACAGUAGGGUUCCGAGAAUUCCGCUUGAAAACAUUGGUCCUUCUAGUAAUUCGGCACUAGAUCCAGUCUCUAUUCUUGACUACAUAAGCGGCGGAUUUUCAAACCGUUCUAGGAACAGUGAUAAUGGCGGUAAAAAAUCUAAAAAGUUUGUUUCCGAUCCGGAAGCAGAUCGUGUGUGGUUUGAGAAAAUUGUCGGCGAUAAAGAGAUUAUUGACUCUGGAACAUACGAGAAUUUCGCGCGUUCCCGCCCCAGCGUCGAGGAGCAGACGGACUCAAAUACGGAUAAAUACAAUGACUUAGGAAAAUCUAGUCCAAGGAAAAAUUUUACACCAAGAAUUAAUGACGAAUUUGCAGUGUACCAUUCUGUUGUAGCAAAAUCGUCUAAACGACAAGCAAAUACUGUUAACACGACCGUUACCAAACCAAAAAAUCCUAAACGAGUAAUCAGUAUAGGAAAGUCCUAUUAGUUAAUUCAUAUAACAUUAUAUAACAAAUACAGUAACUUUACUGGCUACUUUCGACUGGUGGUACAUGUAACAAUGAAUAGAAAUUUAAACAAGUUUAACUUUGGACUUCUCAUUUAGCAUGUUCCGCGAUGUUCGUUUUUAUUUGAGUUAAAUUUCCAUCCAUCGUUUCAUAAGGAUACUCUGUUUCGAUGUUAAUAGAUUUAUCAUUUGCUGUAUUAAGGACAUUCGAGUUAACGACAGAAGUAGGUUAUCUAUGGGUAAAAUUACAGUUUCUAGAGGAAUCUGAUUCUUUCAGUUGCCAUUGCCUAAAAAAAGCCAUACUUUAUGCCUUAAGGGACCGAUUUAUAUUUAUAAAAAAUCAUACACUAUAACUAUGUUUUGUAAUUUAUUAAACUGAAUGCAAUAAUUACUUCCCUUGAUCUAUUCAGUUGGAGCUAAUAAUAAAACAUAUUAUAAGACAUUCUAGGAAGUUUACGUUAAAUUGUCCUAAAUUUGCAACAAAAACAAAUUUGACUUGACGAACGUUUUACCAUGAGUACCGUAUGUCCUGGUCAACCAACGAUAGUUUCAAUGAAACUGUCCAACGAACGAAGAUUGUGUUAUUUUACAAAACAUUUCUAUAGACGUAAAGUUUGUACAAGCUUGUAAAAAAUGGUGUCUAACCUUUGGGAAAAAAAUUG
Messenger RNA from Ruditapes philippinarum (Manila clam), 2470 nucleotides. RefSeq lists its product as uncharacterized. The transcript is spliced from 2 exons. Bases 435 to 1790 code for a protein of 451 amino acids. Lineage: Eukaryota; Metazoa; Mollusca; Bivalvia; Venerida; Veneridae. The record is from RefSeq and is a predicted model, not a curated record.